UGCUGGAUGCAGUCAGUCAGUCUGUGUUGAGACUCACAGCUUUCAUGCAGCGAUCAACGAGCUAGAGUUUAACUUCUGUGAGAAUCAGGCAGACUGAGAAGAAAACAAUCGGAGUUAUACAUCUGGGAUUUUUUUAUUAAACGAAGAAGAAGAAUAGAAAAUCCCCAGCGAUCAGUUUGGACUUGAUGAGAAAGUUAAGAAGUCUCGCUCUUGAGGAGCCCUGCGGAUUAUGAUUUGAAUUAAAGGAAUUUACUACACUGUUGCUCGCGAACAGGAUGAAUCUCUGCUUGCUACAUGCCGUCACGCUGCUGUGGGCCUUGUGCGACAGGGCGCAGGGCCAGUGUGACAAAUCACCCGAGACCAACAAACUCAACCUCUCGGUCAACUACGAGCUGCCGACGUUCAACGCAGACUUCCCCGUCCAGAACAUGGUGACGCUGGAUGGGAUCGUCUAUGUCGGCGCUGUGAACAGGAUCUAUGCCUUGGCGCCGAACCUCACAAAGCUUUCUGAAUACCGCACAGGGCCGCUGCUGUCCAACGAGACCUGUGGCCAGACAUCAACAGGCGCUAGCAGUGGCAGCAGGGUGGACAACCGCAACAUCGCCCUGGUGGUGGAGAACAUCUACGACAAAGGGUUGUACAGCUGCGGAUCGGCGGACAACGGCAUUUGCCGGCGUCACGUCCUGGAUGACGACACGAGCCCGAUGACCGUGGACGAACAGGUGUACUGCUUCGCCGACAAAGUGAGGAGAGUCAAAGGUCAACCCGUCGACUGGGAUGUUGUUGUCAGCGCUUCGGGCUCCCAGGUGCUCAACGUGGAGAGCAACAUCAUCAAGUUCUUUGUCGGGAACUCUGAGAUCCCCGGCGCAGGAAAUGUAUCGGCAAGCGCAAAUCACCCCCAUACCAUCUCUCUGCGGAAGAUGAAGACGAGCCAGAACGGCUUCACCUUCUACUCAGACCACUCGUACAUGGACCUGAUUCCACCGCUACGUGGAAACUACUACCUGCGAUAUGUUUACUCCUUCCACAGUGGACCCUUCACCUACUUCCUGACGGUGCAGCGGGUGAGCGUGGACUCCCAGGCCUACCACACCCGCAUAGUCCGCAUGUGCUCCACGGACAUCGUGAUCCGCCGCUACGUGGAGAUGCCCCUCGAGUGCAUCAGCACCGAUAAAAGGCGACGACGCUCGCCGGAAGCCGUGAAGGUCUUUAACAUCCUCCAGGCGGCCCACGUCACCAAGGUGGGGAAUGACGUGGAGCUGCAAAGACAGCUGAAGGUGGAGGAGGGCGACGACGUGCUGUUCGCCGCCUUCGCACGGGGGAAGCCGAACUCUCCGGAACCGACGGCGAACUCGGCCAUCUGCGUCAUGUCCCUGAAAAACAUCAACACCCUGUUCAAGAGGUACAUGCAGAGCUGCAGCACCGUCGACCCGUUUCACUUCACCGGAUCACACAAGAAGUCCUGCUACAAUGUGAGUUCAUCAGACGACUGCGACCCGCACGAGGGAAUCCACGAGGGGAAAGAGAGCAAUUACCGCCUGGAGGUGACCCAGUUCGUCCAAAGGCUGGAGUACUGGCACAAAGAGCUCACUAACACCUUGGUUACAUCCAUCACCGUGGCACCAGUCCACGGCCGGGCCGUGGCAUAUUUGGGCACCGCCGAUGGACGCCACAUUCAGGUGCUGGUCUCCCGGUUCGCCUCCCCUCAUGUGAACAUCAGUCUGGACUCGAGGCCCGUCUCUGCCAGCGUCGCCCUGCUGGCCCCCGACGGCUCAGGAGGAGCUCUGCUGAUGGCCACAGGGAACAAGAUCACUAGAAUCCCUCUGAUUGGCCCCGGCUGUCGUCAGCUGACCACCUGCAUUUCCUGUUUGUUGUCGUCGCGGGUUACGGAAUGUGGCUGGUGUGACGGACGCUGCACCAGAGCCAAUCAGUGCCCCUCCCCCUCCCUCUGGACCCAGGACCACUGCACACCCGUCAUCACUAAGUUUUCUCCGACCUCUGGACCAAUACGAGGCUCUACGACGGUGACGAUGUGUGGGAGAAACUUCGGAUUCGACAAGACGGAAAACUUCAAGGCAUCAAUGGUGACGGUGGAGGUGGCAGGAGCUCCCUGCAAACUGCCCAGACAAGACAACAUCAACAGGUGGACUGAGAUGCAGUGUUCCCCCGUGUUCAGCGGGAACUUCACCCCAACAGGACACACAGUGAAGGUCACCAGUGGGAGUAAGGUGGCCACGUUGGAGGGCUUCACUUUGGUGGACCCUGUGAUCAGCGAAAUCUUCCCGACAUUCGGACCAAAGUCUGGUAACACCAUGCUGACCAUCAGAGGAGCCUUCCUGGAUACUGGGAACAAGAGGGAGGUGAUGAUAGGGAAAGCAGCCUGUAAGAUCCAGAGCUUGUCCUCCACGAUGCUGACCUGUAAGACGCCUCCACACGCCGUUCCCUCAAAGCAACCCGUGAAGCUGACGGUGGAUUCAGUGGAGCUUCACGCGCCGGUGCUGUUCACCUACAACCCGGACCCCAUCAUCCACAGCAUCCAGCCCUCGCGCUCCUUCGUCAGCGGAGGCUGCACCGUGUCGGCUCAUGGCCUCUUCCUGCAGUCCGGCCUCCAGCCCCAGAUGGUCCUCACCACCGGGCAGGAUGCUGAAGUCUUCCAUGUGAGCUGUGUGUACGGGGAGAACCGGACCUCCAUCCAGUGCACCACCCCCUCUCUGGCCAAACUGGCCCUGCAGCCGCCCGUCGUCACCAAGAUGGCGUUCGUUCUGGAUGGCUACCUAACGGAUCAGUGGGACCUGAUCUACGUGGAGGACCCGCUCUUCCAGGACCCCAAACUCACCUCCAAGGACAACAAGAGCAUCGUGGAGCUCAAGGGCGACCACAUGGACCGGGAGGCGAUGAAGUGUCAGGUGCUGACGGUCUCCAACCACAGCUGUGAGAGUCUGACCCUGACGGGGAACACUCUGCAGUGCACCGUCCCCACCGAGCUGCAGGCCAACAGCGCCAAGAAGCUGCAGGUGGAGUGGCGGCAGGCGGGCUCCAUCCUGCAGCUGGGCACGGUGACGCUGGCUCAGGAGCAGGACUACACCGGGCUGAUCGUGGGCUGCGUGUUCGUCAGCCUGCUGCUGGUGCUGCUGGGCUCGCUGCUCAUGUGGAGGAGGAACAAACACAUCGACGAUCUGUCUGAGGUUUGGUAUGAUGGCCGGGGUAAUAUCCAGCAUCUGGACAGGCUGGCUAACGCGAGGAGCGUCAGCCCCACUAACGAGAUGGUCUCCCACGAGUCUGUCGACUAUAGAACCACCCUGCUGGAUGAUCAGGGCACCGACCGGCCGGAGACGUGCCGCGGGGCUCCUCCCAUCUACGGGGGAAACGGCGAGCUGCUGUCCCCCAGACUGGGAGCCAUGGGAGGGAUGGGGAUAGGGAUUGAUGGCGAGCUGGUGUCCCCACUACUGAUGGCCCCGGUCCACAUCGACCCUUCCUGCCUCCACCCGGAUCUCCUCACCGAGGUGCAGCACGUGGUGAUCGCCCGGGACCAGCUGCUGCUCCACCUCAACCAGGUCAUCGGCCGAGGACACUUCGGAUGUGUUUUCCACGGAACGCUGCUGGAGCCGGACGGACAGAAGCAGCACUGCGCCGUCAAGUCUCUGAACCGCAUCACAGACCUGGAGGAGGUGUCCCAGUUCCUGAAGGAGGGGAUCAUCAUGAAGGACUUCAGCCACCCCAACGUGCUCUCUCUGCUGGGGAUCUGCCUGCCGCCCGAGGGCUCCCCGCUGGUGGUGCUGCCCUACAUGAAGCACGGAGACCUGCGCAACUUCAUCCGCGACGAGGGGCAUAACCCCACCGUGAAGGACCUGAUGGGCUUCGGGCUGCAGGUGGCCCGAGGGAUGGAGUAUCUGGCCAGCAAGAAGUUUGUGCACAGGGACCUCGCUGCCAGGAACUGCAUGCUGGACGAGAGCUACACGGUGAAGGUGGCGGACUUCGGGCUGGCUCGAGACGUUUACGAUAAAGAAUAUUACAGCGUUCACAACAAGAGCGGAGUGAAGCUGCCCGUCAAGUGGAUGGCUCUGGAGAGUCUGCAGACACACAAGUUCACCCCAAAGUCAGACGUGUGGUCGUUUGGCGUGUUGAUAUGGGAACUCAUGACCCGAGGAGCUCCUCCGUACUCGGACGUGAACUCCUUCGACAUCACCAUCUUCCUCCUGCAGGGGAGGAGGCUGCUGCAGCCCGAGUUCUGCCCCGACGCUCUAUACACGGUGAUGGUGGAGUGCUGGCACCCGAAGCCGGAGCGCCGCCCCUCCUUCUCCGAGCUGGUGUCGCGCAUCUCCUCCAUCUUCUCCAGCUUCAGCGGCGAGCACUACGUCCUGCUCAACACCACCUACGUCAACAUCGAGAAGAUGAGCCCGUACCCGUCCCUCCUCUCCUCCUCCUCCUCCUCCACCACAAACACCAACGUCUCCUUCUCCUCCUCCUCCUCUUCCGCCGACCCUUCCACCUCCACAUCCCUGCCCACGCAAUCCCCGUUCUUCUGCCACGUGCAGCGGGAAUGCUGCACCUGAGGGAGGGGGGAAAUGAGCGGGAGAAAGACUCUGAGAGGGAAGACAUUGAGAGGGUGAUGAAGAACUACUGUAUGUACUUGCCAAACACUGUAUGCUGAGGAAAAACAUUACAAUAAAUGUACAUAAAUGUGACUUUUUGGAGCAUCGCCAUACGACUGAGGUCCUCCGUAUCGACUUUUCUGACCCGAGGAAAAAUUAGGAUUUCCUGCGUUUUAACAAAGACAAUUAGACACAGGAAGUCCUCAAAACGUCACAGAUACACCCAAAAACUCUUAUCAGGAGGAUAGAUUUCCCGCUCCUCUGUGGGUGGCAUCAUGUGCUCCGAUACGAGGACUCCUUUUCCGCCGUCUGUAAUGUGAAUGUUUGACAAAUGGCUUCAAGAUGUCACACCUCCUCAAAAGGCCCGGUUUGAUGGACUGCAACGCCUCCAGUGUGUAACUGUGGAAGUCAGCGAUGAGCGAGGGAAGUGUAGGUGUAUGAAAACCACUCUCCUGCCUGUGUGCAGAUCACUGGAUGCUUUAUUUCUCUAAUUACACUACUUGUUGACCAUUAGCUUCUACGUGCGUGCAGAAGAAAACUCACCGUGACUCACCUGUGUGGAAAAAAACGCUUUUACGGUCCGCUUCCUUUCCCUGUUUCUAAACCUGAAACGUGUCAAAACAACUUCUCCGACGACGUGCACACACCUGAGCGCUUUUGUUUUCUUUCUAGAAGGAGGAGGACAAGUGAGAACCGUGUCUUGGGAUUACUGGGUUUAAACUCCAUUAUGCAUGGUUUACAGAUGGGUUAAUGUCAACCAUUAUACUCCUGGAUCGGGUAAAAAUGGAACCUAAGACAAAGAACGUGAUGGUUUUUAACUCACAUUUGUCUUCCUCUACUAGAGAUUUAAAACAUCUGUGAUUUUGGACGAAUUUCUGUAAUUUUGGACAACAUUUCUCCACAAACGUUCGUAUAGAUGAGAGCAACCUCGUCCCUCUGCGUCAUGGCCCCGCCUUUUUCUGUGUUUGAGAAUAUCACAAUGUCAUUUGACUGCUGGUAAAUACAGAUUCUGAUGUAGGAUAUAGGACAUAACACCGUGCAUUUCUUUCUUACAAGGAGCCAAAUCACGAUGGUCAGUCAGACGAACAAGACAUGACACGGCAGCCAUAAUGAAACGUAACUUUUCCGCUCGUUGCCGAUCCUUUUUACCUGGAAAGUGGGCGGGACCUUUAUUUCACCAGGCAGUGACGUAGCGCUGCUCUCAUCUGUCUCCCUCAGAUAUCACUAAGAGCCUAAAGUACUUUUACUUCAAACUUAAAUAAACAGCUUUGAUAAAAUGUACCAUUAUCCACUUAUUUUGAAUCACAGUCUGCCAUAAAAUCUCAAAUUGUCCCAUCCCUGGCCACUAUGUUGAGUUAUCUAAAGAAGAAAAACACUUGCUUUCUAAGUACAUCCCGUCAAAUCACUAAAGUUCUCCCUAAAAACCUACAUUUUUAAAGAUGUUACUCCUAAAACGUUCACCUUAAUUCGUCUUUCUGUUCACCUGGCUUCAAACCAGGAGGGUGUUGUCAUGUGACUCUCGUUCUAACUCUUUGAGCAUUAUGAAGAAAUAUGUUAAGGUUGAAAGGCCGUCACAGUGUGUUUGCAAAUUUUAGCUCUUUAACGACAAAUCCUGUAGAAUUUGCACUUUUUUAAAGCAUUUUUUUAAAGCAAAUGAUUUUGUUUUUUUCUAAUCCAUGCAGCUUUUAUUCCUUUCUGCACAGUAAGAAAACCACAGUCAGGUUCAUGCUGGACACAUCAAGUCUGUGUGAAAUGUGGUCAACGAUAUAUAAUUGCAGUUUAAGUGCAAAUAGAUUUAUUGUAGGUGUGUACAGUAAGUCAUACUGUACUGUAGAAGUGUGCCAAAUGAUGAUCACAUUGACUUUUAAUGGUUCAUUUCUAACCCAUGUUCAUAAACUGUAUAAAAGAUGUAUUUGUUGUAGGAAUCUGAAACACAUUUCCUAAAUGCUGUAUGUGUUUUACAGCAACACCAAGGAAAAUGUUCUCAGUUUCAUGCAUUCUUUCUUAAAUUUGCUCGUGUUGUCAGCGUGCUAUGCUAGUGUCGAGCCGUUUUAUCAGAUUGCAUUUUUGACUGAAAUGUAACAGAAUGAAGUCAAAAAUCUGGGUCUUUUCUGUGUGUGAUAUACUAUGAUGUACUACACAGCUGGAGCUUUCUUCAAGUGUUUUCAUACUGUCCUGAAAUGAAUGGAUGGAAUUAAGCCUGAUGGAAUCAGUUAGCUGUGAUGCCAAUCAAACAGAAUUUGUUGCUAAUGUGCUAAGACUUGCAAACCACUGCCGAGGCCCCCUUUUCCUUUCCGUUUGCUUUGUGUAGCGGCUGAUGUUUUUAUUAUUGUUUUAUCUGAAUGGCUGCUGAUGCCACUGGGCCAUUGACGGACAGGUAUGAAUGUUUGCUAUGACAAGAAAAAUUGCUGUACUAUAUAUUUUUGUAUCGAUGAUGAGCCUCUUCUUUUGUGCCACGACUGACGAUCAAAUCAAUCCUUUGUUUUUGUUUUCUAGACCAACCACUGCCAUUUUUGUAAAUAAUGAGAGGAGGAUCGUGGGGGGGGGUGUGAUGCUCGUUUUAUCUCGUGUCACUGUAGACUGCUGUCGCUCUGAUCAUGUGACGCUCCAUCACUCUGUGUUUAACACUGUUCUCCGUCUCUGUGUGUAUGAUAUGUUGUACAUAGAAAUCCUGAAGGUACAUGUUCCUCUGUAAUGUCAAAUCAACUUUGUCAGUGUAAUAAAGCUAUGCUAUCAGA
Molecule: messenger RNA, 7330 nt
Organism: Eleginops maclovinus (Patagonian blennie)
Lineage: Eukaryota; Metazoa; Chordata; Actinopteri; Perciformes; Eleginopidae
Gene: met
Product: MET proto-oncogene, receptor tyrosine kinase
Exons: 21
Coding region: 276-4553 (1425 amino acids)
Biological process (GO): multicellular organism development; protein phosphorylation; positive regulation of kinase activity
Cellular component (GO): basal plasma membrane; plasma membrane; signaling receptor complex
Molecular function (GO): protein binding; ATP binding; hepatocyte growth factor receptor activity
Source: RefSeq, a predicted model, not a curated record